Molecule: messenger RNA, 1329 nt
Organism: Caenorhabditis bovis
Lineage: Eukaryota; Metazoa; Nematoda; Chromadorea; Rhabditida; Rhabditidae
Source: the annotation of a GenBank genome assembly
AUGGAUGGCAUUCAAAAGGGUGAUGUGAUACGAAAAGAGGAAUAUCUCGUUGUACAAAAGGUUGACGGCGAGCAGAGUCGUGUGCUUCGUUUGGUGCCGAAACAAAAAGUGCUUAUCGAGAAGCUCAAGUUCAACGCGGACAGCGUAAUCGGCCAACGUUUUGGACUUUUUGAAGUGAUAAAUGGCGAUUGCCGACCGCUGCAUGCGGAUAGGCUCCGCGAGCAGGAUGAGCCAAUGAUUGAUGAUUCGCUGAGCACCGAAUCGAAGGAUGACGAGAAGCUGACGCCGAUUGCGCCGUCGGCGUUGAAGUUGGAGCCCGAGCAGAAGCGCCAGAAAAUGGAGCACGACGAGGUUUUGGAGUUGAAGAAGCUUGGCGCAACGGCAAAUGAAUUGGUCGCUAAAUUAGUUCAAGGAAGUGCUUCAUUUUCAACACGAACGACGUACUCGCAGAGCAAAUACAUUGGAAGGAAAUCGAAGAAGCAUUCGGAUCGCGUUCUCAUUCUUCGGCCAACAAUUCGGCUACUCGCAAAGUCAUAUUAUUUAAAAGAUGCCGAUCGUCUGGCAAUGCUCAGAAAUGAUCAAUUAGGUUUGAUCUUGCAAAUGGCUGGAAUUCAUUUCGGCAAGAAAGUUGUGGUUUUCGAGCAGACAUUGGGUCUCAUCACGUCGGCGGUGAUUGAAAGACUUGCGGGACGAGGAGGAUGUGUACAUAUUCAUAGGGGAGCAAUUGCUCAAUCCAUACCUUGUGUUCAUUCGAUGAAUUACACCGAAGAGAAAAUGUCGACAUUUUUGCCGGUUCGAAUCAAAUGCCUACUAGCCGGCAAACAGUUACCCUAUGACAAUCAUCGAAAGCCGAACGACGACGACGACGCGGAAUGUGCGGAUGACGAUAAGAAGAAUGACGACAUUGAGAACAGCGAAGAGGAUAGGAAAGACGACGUUGAGCCGAAGGAGGAUUCCGGCGACGUCGAGCAGAGCGCAACUCGGCGAGCACGGCGAAUGGAAAAUGAGAGGAAAGGACUCGAGAUCAUCGAGAAUGGAGCGCAAUCAUUGAUUAUUGCUAGUCGAACGAUAGACCCGAUUGAUGUUCUUGAACAUAUUUAUAGCAAACUCGCACCAUCAGCAACAAUUGUUAUUUAUUCGCCUCACAUGAAUAUUCUUGUGGAUUCUUAUGAAUGGCUAGUCAAUCAUGAUGCGAUUAAUAUUAACAUCACCGAUCAAAUGUGCAGAAUUAUGCAGGUACUUCCUGAUCGAACCCAUCCAUUGAUGGCUCAACAUGUCGUUGGUGGAAAUGUGUUGAGUGCCAUCAAAACUGAUGUCGCUGUUAAAUAG